GCUAUGCCGGAUUACUCUGGACUGCUGAACAUGCACAGGAUCUUGGCAUCGAUCUGACUCAAAUAAGUGUGGCGGGUGUUUCUGCUGGAGGUGGUCUUGCAGCUGCCACGGCGUUAAUGGCGCGUGAUCGGGAUGGACCCAAACUACAGGGUCAAUUGCUCGUCUGUCCUAUGCUCGAUGAUCGCGAUCAAACAUUGUCAACUCUACAAUACGCGGACAUAGGCACAUGGAAUCGUCAGUCGAAUCAAGUUGGUUGGACAGCAUUGCUCGGUUCAAAAAGAAUUGGAAUUGAACAACCAUUUUUCGAUACUGCAAGCCAUAUCAUAAUUCUUUUUGGAAACGUGGCCUUCAAUCUUAUUCCUUUAUGUUCAUCAGCAUCCUGCCGACAAGCAGCAUAA
Molecule: messenger RNA, 398 nt
Organism: Rotaria socialis
Lineage: Eukaryota; Metazoa; Rotifera; Eurotatoria; Philodinida; Philodinidae
Source: the annotation of a GenBank genome assembly